AAGUGUAAGAUUAUUUUUGAAAAAAUGAUCAAAAGUGAAGAAUUUGUGGAUAAUAAUAAUCAUAGUCCUAGCCAUGGUCUGCACCAACCCCAUCACAUGGCACAUCAUCAUUCAAGCAUAUAUCGCGGUUUUGAGCCAGUAAUGUUUCCCGAUCAGGCAACAUUACUACGUAUGCAUCAAGAAUUGGAGUUGGCCGAUGAGAAGCCAGAUCUUAAUUAUCUUGAUCGAAAAUAUUAUACCACAAUGAUGAGUCAAGCACCACAAGUACAUGUCACAGAGUCAGCUACAGCAACAUACGGUUUGACAUCCUUAUCGAAUAUGUGUACACCAUCUGCAUCUUCAAGUCCUAUUUCUUGUGGUGUUUUACUCAAUCAUAGUAACAACAACAAUAAUAAUAAUAAUAAUUCAACUAAUUCCUCACCCAAUUCGACACCACACACACCGAUAGAAAAUGAUCUUCAACAGACAUCAUCGGUAAUUGCUACAAAAGUGGUCAACUUAUUACCACAAACCUCCAUGGGAACACAAUUGAAUCAUCAUUACGCGUCCACAAUCAAAUAUUGUUCCAGUAAUGCUGUGUUAAAUCCCACCACAGAUUACAUGAAUAGUCACGAACAGGAUCAGCUGGAACAAGUGCCUCCAAAUGUUAUUGCUCCUUCAACCGACAUGUUAGCGCAAUCCUUACAGCGCAUACAACAUGUGGGCAACACGUCAGCAUCAAGUGGAACUCCAACAGUUUGCACAAAUGUUAUCAUGAACGGCCAAUGUAUUUCGAAUCAAAUGAUUUCAAGUCAUGACAACAAUUCAUUCUCCAAAAGUUCUUCGCCUGCAAAUUCAGUAAAGAGUGGUCAAAGUGAUCGUUCACAAAACAAGCAACGUCAACAGCAACAAAAGCAACAAUCGCCUUUAACGCAGGAUAUAGCUUCACCGGAUACAACAAAGAAAGCCGGUACUCGUCGUCCAGAAAAGCCAGCGCUUAGCUACAUCAACAUGAUUGCAAUGGCAAUCAAGGAGUCUCGCAACGGCAAAUUAACACUCAGUGAGAUUUAUAGUUACUUGCAGAAAAGAUUUGAAUUUUUUCGUGGCCCAUAUAUUGGUUGGAAGAAUUCUGUGCGUCAUAAUCUAAGCUUAAAUGAAUGCUUCAAGAAGUUGCCAAAAGAUAUGGGCGUCGGAAAACCGGGCAAAGGCAACUAUUGGACUAUUGAACAAAAUUCCGCUUACAUGUUUGAAGAUGAGGGCAGCCUACGACGACGUCCACGUGGCUAUCGUUCGAAAGUUAAAGUGAAAUCCUAUACAUCAGUAAAUGGGUUUUAUACUGCAGCGGCUUAUGAUCCAAAUCUGGACAGUGGAAAUUUUUAUGCUACGCAGCCGUAUGGCUCUUAUGAUUACAGCACAGGCAAUGGUGCCGGUACAGGUUUUGUAGAUGCUUGGAACUCACAUGCUGCACACACUCCAACUGCUUUACCUCAAUAUUCAAAUAUAGCUGCAGCAAGCUCAAGUCUACAAAAUAAUUGCACCACACCACCAUUAGCGCAUACAGUAGCUUCAUCCGCUUUGCCAACAGUGUCCUCAUCCUCUUCUGCCAUAUCACCGUCAUCAACUGCGUCAAGUGCAGCUGCGGUACUACAAAGCUCAAACAACAGCGGUGGCUUAGAUUAUGCUACUGCAUCCAUUGUGGCUGCUGGCUAUCCAUACAGCAGCAGCACCACUGGAGGCGCCUCUUACAACAUUGACAACGGUCUGCGCUCUAUGUCACACUCACAGAUAUCUUCGUUGUCCGGAAUGCAGCAGCAUCAGCACUCAUCCCUCACACCACCAUCCUCAUCAGUUGGCAGUUCUCUCAUCGAUCGCAAGCCACCAAUUUACUUACCCCCGAUGCAUCUAGCACAGCAAUUAAACAAUACUGGUAGCAGCAGUAGUGGACCCUAUGCUUAUGAGCACAUCAAAUACUCGAACUAGGCUGCAGCCAUGAUUUUCAUUAUUUAUAAUUUGAUUUGUUUUUGUAGUUAUCGGAAUAUUUUUAGUUUAAAGUUAAAUAAUGUGGCUAUAGAAUUACACAUUUAGGUGUGUAAAUGCAAAAAUAUUGUAUGUGCAUUUUAAUAGAGAUUUAUAAAACCUCGAAAAUGCUAAAUAUACACGCCAAACUGGAUUACAAGAUCCGCAAAUAUAUUUUUAGAAUGAUUUGGUCACUAUAAGAUAUUGUUUGUUAUAUCCGUAAUGAAAUAUUUUUUAUUAUUUAUA
This is a messenger RNA of Teleopsis dalmanni, 2241 nucleotides long. RefSeq names its product forkhead box protein biniou-like. Gene Ontology annotation, biological process: animal organ morphogenesis; regulation of transcription by RNA polymerase II. Gene Ontology annotation, cellular component: nucleus. Lineage: Eukaryota; Metazoa; Arthropoda; Insecta; Diptera; Diopsidae. Bases 25 to 1959 code for a protein of 644 amino acids. The transcript is spliced from 4 exons. The record is from RefSeq and is a predicted model, not a curated record. Gene Ontology annotation, molecular function: RNA polymerase II cis-regulatory region sequence-specific DNA binding; DNA-binding transcription factor activity, RNA polymerase II-specific.